AUGCACGCUCUCUCGUCGCUCGCUGUCCUCGGCGCCUGGGCCGUCCAGACGGUCUUGGGCCGUCCGGCCACCCUCUCAAAGCGGGCCACCGACUCCUUCAUCGAGACCGAGACGCCUAUCGCAUGGGAAAAGCUGCGGUGCAACAUCGGCGCUAACGGCUGUGCGGCUUCCGGAGCCGCUGCCGGUGUGGUCAUUGCCAGCCCGUCCAAGUCGGAUCCAGACUACUUCUACACCUGGACUCGAGAUGCCGGCCUGGUCCUGACGGGUAUCGUGGACGCCCUGUCCCAAAACUACUCGGCGGCCCUGCAGACCAACAUUCAGGACUACAUCAUCGCCCAGGCCAAGCUCCAGGGUGUUUCGAACCCCUCCGGUAGCCUCUCGGACGGCACCGGUCUUGGCGAGCCCAAGUUCAAUGUCGAUCUCACCCAGUUCACGGGCGACUGGGGCCGGCCGCAGCGCGACGGUCCGCCUCUCCGGGCCAUCGCCCUCAUCCGCUACGCCAAGUGGCUGGCUUCCAACGGUUACAAGGACACGGCCAACAGCGUCGUCUGGCCCGUCAUCAAGAACGACCUGGCCUAUGCCGCUCAGUAUUGGAACGAGACUGGUUUCGACCUGUGGGAGGAGGUUCCCGGCAGCUCGUUCUUCACCAUUGCCAGCACGCACCGAGCCUUGGUAGAGGGAGCUGCCCUCGCUGCCCAGCUCGGCACCGAAUGCAGCGCCUGCAUCACCGUCGCGCCCCAAGUCCUCUGCUUCCAGCAGAGCUUCUGGAACCCGUCGGGCGGUUACGUUGUCUCGAACAUCAACGGCGGCAACAACCGGUCCGGCAAGGAUCUCAACUCGGUCCUGGCCUCCAUCCACACCUUUGACCCGGCGGUCGGCUGCGACUCGGUCACCUUCCAGCCCUGCAGCGACAAGGCGCUCUCCAACCACAAGGCCUACGUCGACUCCUUCCGCAGCGUCUACGCCAUCAACUCGGGCAUUGCCCAGGGCAAGGCCGUCGCCGUGGGCCGCUACUCGGAGGACGUCUACUACAACGGCAACCCGUGGUACCUGGCCAACUUCGCGGCCGCCGAGCAGCUCUACGACGCCGUCUUCGUCUGGAAGAAGCAGCAGUCCAUCGAGGUCACCCAGCUGUCCCUCCCCUUCUUCAAGGACCUGCUCCCCGGCAUCUCCACCGGCACCUACACCCCGUCGUCGUCGACGUACCAGCAGAUCCUCGACGCCGUCUCGGCCUACGCCGACGGCUUCAUCGACGUCGCGGCCAAGUACACCCCCUCGGACGGCUCCCUGGCCGAGCAGUACACGCGCGACUCGGGCCAGCCGAUCUCGGCCAAGGACCUGACCUGGUCCUACGCCGCCUUCCUCUCGGCCGCCGACCGCCGCGCGGGCAUCGUCCCGGCCGGCUGGUCCGCCGAGCACGGCAAGACGCUGCCCGGCUCGUGCUCGGCCGUCCAGGUCGCCGGCACCUACACCCAGGCCACCGCCACCUCCUUCCCGCCCGGCCAGACGCCCAACCCGACCAGCGACACCCCGGCCCCGUUCCCCACGGCCUGCGCCGACUCCACCCAGGUCUUCGUCACCUUCCGCGCCGAGGUGACCACCCAGUGGGGCCAGUCGGUCAAGGUCGUCGGCAGCUCGUCCGAGCUCGGCAACUGGGACGUCUCCAAGGCCCCGCGCCUGUCCGCGUCGGCCUACACGGCGUCGGACCCGCUCUGGGCCAUCACGGUGCCCAUGAAGGCCGGCCAGUCGGUGCAGUACAAGUUCGUCAAGGUCAACGGGGACGGGUCGAUCCAGUGGGAGUCGGACCCGAACCGCCAGUUCACGGUCAGCUCUUCCUCCACGGCCAGCGGCUGUGCCUGGCAGACCAUCGAGGCGACCUGGCGGUAGAUAUGGGAGUACUGGAGCAAAAGCCUCAUUCGGAGCCUUCGGUGGCUCUUGGGUGGGGGGGGGGGGUGGAAAAGAGGGGAGGUAAUAGGAUGAUCAUGAGCGUUUGGGAAAAAAAAGAAAAAAAAAAGGCAGGCCGAUGCAGUUUAUUUGUUAGUAAUUUUGUCAUCGGAGUGUCGAAACUUGAGCGCUUCAUUUCUUUUUUCCUGUCGAUAAUUAUGUUUUUUAGAUGC
Messenger RNA from Thermothelomyces thermophilus ATCC 42464, 2117 nucleotides. It is a transcript of the gene gla1, whose product is annotated as glycoside hydrolase family 15 protein. The record is from RefSeq and is a predicted model, not a curated record. NCBI's taxonomy places the organism in Eukaryota, Fungi, Ascomycota, Sordariomycetes, Sordariales, Chaetomiaceae. Gene Ontology annotation, molecular function: glucan 1,4-alpha-glucosidase activity; starch binding. Gene Ontology annotation, biological process: polysaccharide catabolic process. The transcript is spliced from 5 exons. The annotation marks the transcript as partial. Gene Ontology annotation, cellular component: fungal-type vacuole.